AUGUCUACCCAAUACCUUGACGUGCCCGUCCUUCCAGCAGAUGCUGCCUUUGGCUUGAUAGCCGAUUUCGAUGCAGACCAAGAUCCAAAGAAAGUCUCCUUAAUCGCAGGAGCCUAUCGGGAUGAAAACGGCCUACCUUGGAUUCUUCCCAGUGUGAAACAAGCAAAAGAGCGCAUUGCGGCCGACCCUAGAUCACACCAUGAGUAUCUUGGUAUUGCAGGGUCUCCUGUAUUUCUGGAUACUGCCAAGUCACUCGUCUUUGGGACUGAGCUAGCGGACAGCCGGAACAUUGCAAGCAUCCAAGCUGUGUCUGGCACCGGAGCAAAUCAUCUAGGCGCCUCAUUUCUUGCCAAGCACCUGAAGCCUCAGCAUGUCUUUAUCCCAGAUCCGACCUGGGUAAACCACAAAACAGUGUGGGCUGUGGCAGGCCCGGAAGUAGUGCAGAAAGAGUACCCAUACUACGAUCCAAAAACGCGAUCCAUUAGAUUUGCUGAUAUGGUUUCGAUGCUGGAGACAGAUGCAGAACCAAACGACGUGGUCAUCCUUCAAGCAUGUGCGCACAACCCCACAGGACUAGACCUAACCCGCGAGCAGUGGAAGCAGCUGGCAGACGUGGUUCUGAAAAAGAAACUAUUUGUCUUGUUCGAUAGUGCCUACCAAGGCUUUGCAACCGGAAACGUGGAAGACGAUGCAUGGUCAGUGCGGUAUUUCACCGAGCGUCUACUAUCAAGCGAAGAUCCCGACCAAAGAAUUCCCGGACUAUGCGUUGCACAGUCCUUCUCCAAGAACUUUGGACUCUACGGCGAACGCGUGGGCGCGUUACAUCUAGUCGCCCCAUCGGAUGUUUCUGUACAAGGAGCCAAAUCUCAACUGUCUUUGAUUGCGCGUGCAGAGUAUUCUAAUCCGCCUCGAUUUGGUGCUCGGAUUGUGGAAACCAUCCUCACGGAUCCAGAGCUCAGACAGCAAUGGCAGAAAGAUCUGAACUCUAUGAGCUCGCGCAUAAUGGGCAUGCGGAAGCAAUUGCGGACGAGAUUGGAAGACCUUGCUACCCUUGGAGAUUGGUCUCAUAUUGAGUCCCAGAUUGGGAUGUUUAGUUAUACCGGCCUGAGUAAGGAACAUGUUAACAGAUUGAAGGAGGAGUAUCAUAUCUAUCUGAUGCCCUCUGGACGAGCUAGUCUCUGUGGGCUGAAUGAGGGGAAUGUUGACUAUGUCGCGAGGUGCAUCUCCGAGGUAGUGAAGAACUGA
Messenger RNA from Aspergillus pseudonomiae, 1245 nucleotides. RefSeq names its product pyridoxal phosphate-dependent transferase. Gene Ontology annotation, biological process: L-aspartate biosynthetic process. Gene Ontology annotation, cellular component: cytosol. The transcript is spliced from 2 exons. NCBI's taxonomy places the organism in Eukaryota, Fungi, Ascomycota, Eurotiomycetes, Eurotiales, Aspergillaceae. Gene Ontology annotation, molecular function: L-aspartate:2-oxoglutarate transaminase activity; pyridoxal phosphate binding. The record is from RefSeq and is a predicted model, not a curated record. Bases 1 to 1245 code for a protein of 414 amino acids.